AUUAACCAAGAUGAAUUGGUCUGGUUUGGAAGACCUCUUGGGGGGAGUGAACAAAUACUCCACAGCGUUUGGGCGUAUUUGGCUCUCGGUUGUCUUCAUCUUUCGGCUUCUAGUCUACUUAGUGGCAGCGGAGAAAGUCUGGGGAGAUGACAAUAAGGACUUUGACUGCAACACCGAGCAGCCAGGUUGUCCCAAUGUCUGCUAUGACCUUUACUUUCCAAUCUCUCACAUCCGACUCUGGGCCCUGCAACUGAUCCUUGUCACCUGUCCUUCCCUGUUGGUUGUGAUGCAUGUAGCCUACCGGCAAGCCAAACUCAAGAAACGUUUACAGAAAAGUGGGAAUACCUUCAAACCACGUUAUCCCCCCGGCAAGAAGCGUGGAGGGUUAUGGUGGACCUAUCUCUUCAGUCUUCUCUUCAAAGCUGCGGUGGACAUUGUGUUCCUGUUUAUCUUUUACCACGUGUACCCAAACUACAAGCUUCCUACUCUAGUCAAAUGCUCUCACUCACCUUGCCCUAACCUAGUUGACUGCUACAUAGCCAGGCCAACAGAGAAGAACAUCUUCACUCUGUUCAUGAUCAUCACUGCCUGUGUUUGUGUCCUACUUAGCCUCCUGGAAGCUUUCUAUCUCAUUGGGAAAAGAUGUAAGGAGAGCCUUCAGGAGCAAAGUGGAAGUCACCGAAUAGAGAGUGGAGAAGUGCACUUUCUCAAAAGAGACCAUUGCUCCCUGUCCCCAAGUAAACAGGACACCACUGAAAUAGACGGGCAGAUUUUUCAUGGGGCAGAUUAUAAGCCAGUCACUUCACCUCUCAUAAGCAGCUCCCAAUGUGGAGAGCCUUCAAAACUUGGGAAGCUGGAAUAAACAUACACCCAUGAAAAAGAAGAGCUUGGACACGAUCCAUAUUGCUUCGCUCCGAUUCCAACGAUUUCUGCUAAGCUGGAAACAU
Protobothrops mucrosquamatus (brown spotted pit viper) is the source of this 947-nucleotide messenger RNA. Its product is annotated as gap junction beta-5 protein-like. The record is from RefSeq and is a predicted model, not a curated record. Gene Ontology annotation, biological process: cell communication. Gene Ontology annotation, cellular component: connexin complex. NCBI's taxonomy places the organism in Eukaryota, Metazoa, Chordata, Lepidosauria, Squamata, Viperidae. The transcript has a single exon. The coding region runs from base 11 to 862 and encodes 283 amino acids.